GCAUCUUGUUGAAGUGCAGCGCGCCAAAUACAUCUUCCAUAUUCCAUAUUACAUAUUAAGUCGUAUUUUUGUAAUUAAAAUACCUGGCAGUUAGGCAAAUAUUCAACUGAUUAAAAUGGCGUCGACUAGCAAGAUACCAUUGCAGUCAAGAAAUUUGCCGUGGGUGGAGAAAUACAGGCCACAGACCCUAGAUGACUUGAUUUCUCACAAGGACAUAUUAAGCACUAUCCAGAAGUUUAUCAGUGAGGAUAGGCUGCCACACCUCCUCUUCUAUGGACCCCCAGGCACAGGGAAGACAUCUACUAUUCUUGCCUGUGCCAAGCAGCUCUACAAAGACAAGGAGUUCAACGCUAUGGUCCUGGAGCUAAAUGCAUCAGAUGACAGAGGUAUAGAUGUGGUUCGAGGGCCAAUCCUGAGUUUCGCCAGCACCAGGACCAUAUUCAAGAAGGGUUUCAAGUUGGUGAUACUGGACGAGGCUGAUGCCAUGACCCGCGAUGCACAGAAUGCAUUGCGACGAGUCAUUGAGAAGUACACUGAGAACACCCGGUUCUGUCUGAUCUGUAACUACCUGUCUAAGAUCAUCCCGGCCCUGCAGUCCAGAUGCACCAGGUUCCGCUUCGGACCCCUGUCCCAGGACCAGAUGAUCCCCAGGCUGGAGCAUGUUAUACAGCAGGAGAGUAUUGAUGUAACUCCAGAUGGAAUGAAAGCUAUUGUGACCCUGUCAUCAGGGGACAUGAGAAGAUCCCUCAAUAUACUGCAGAGCACCAGCAUGGCCUAUGGGAAGGUGACUGAGGACAAUGUUUACACCUGCACCGGUCACCCACUUCGCUCAGACAUAGCCAACAUCCUGGAAUGGGCCCUAAACAAGGACUUCAGCACCGCUUACAAACAGACUCUUCAGCUGAAGACGUUGAAAGGCCUGGCCCUGCAUGACAUCCUGACGGAGAUCCAUCUAGUCAUACACAGAGUGGAUUUCCCUCCUGCCAUUCGGAUGGGCCUGCUUAUCAAGUUGGCAGAGAUUGAGUACCGGCUGGCCUCAGGAACCAGCGAGAAGAUCCAGUUGAGUUCGAUGGUGGCAGCUUUUCAGGCGGUCAGAGACAUCGUGGUCAAUGAGGCUACCUAGACCGUCUGUACCAAAACGGUCACAAACACUGAGUGCACAGAGGUCUCGUUCCCAAGGUCCUAGGGGCCUAUGGUGUGUUGGUUCCAGUCGAUCACUAGCAUAUCUGGUCAAGGCCAAAGUAACCUGAAUUGUGUGUUAGUGCUGGGGGGGAACAAAAAGGCCUGCAUUGACUGGUCACCAUGACUGGGACUCUAUGAGGGGAGAGAACUCCUGAGACUGAUGCUUGUGCUUGUUUAAGAAAAUUCCUGUAUGUACAUUAGAUUGAAUGUCUGUUUAAUUAAAUAAUGUAAAAGUU
This is a messenger RNA of Esox lucius (northern pike), 1418 nucleotides long. It is a transcript of the gene rfc5, whose product is annotated as replication factor C (activator 1) 5. NCBI's taxonomy places the organism in Eukaryota, Metazoa, Chordata, Actinopteri, Esociformes, Esocidae. Gene Ontology annotation, biological process: DNA-templated DNA replication; DNA repair. Gene Ontology annotation, cellular component: nucleus; DNA replication factor C complex. The record is from RefSeq and is marked provisional. Gene Ontology annotation, molecular function: ATP hydrolysis activity; DNA clamp loader activity; DNA binding.